AUGUACUUCAGCAAAUUUAUUGCCUCUGCCUCGGCUCUCGCCAUGAGCGUAUCGGCCAUUCCUACGAGCUCUGCGGACACACGAGUUGUCACACUGCGUGGAUAUGCUUCGCCAAACUGCACUAUCCCAUCUUUGGGCGAACUUGGUGUGUACAGUUCCCAGAACGGCGUAUGCAGUUCGAGUAUCAGCACGAUCGACCCCAAUACCGUUUCAAUUACCUUUGCACCUCUCAUCGAUGGAUGUGUCGGUUACUUCUAUAGUGAUUUUGACUGUACUCAGGGAGAGCAGGAAGUUACAGUCUCAGGUGGCUGUGCAACAGGUGACGCUGUAUACAACAGCUUUAUUGUGACCUGCGACUAG
This is a messenger RNA of Penicillium malachiteum, 360 nucleotides long. RefSeq lists its product as uncharacterized. The transcript is spliced from 2 exons. Bases 1 to 360 code for a protein of 119 amino acids. The record is from RefSeq and is a predicted model, not a curated record. NCBI's taxonomy places the organism in Eukaryota, Fungi, Ascomycota, Eurotiomycetes, Eurotiales, Aspergillaceae.